Molecule: messenger RNA, 519 nt
Organism: Miscanthus lutarioriparius
Lineage: Eukaryota; Viridiplantae; Streptophyta; Magnoliopsida; Poales; Poaceae
Source: the annotation of a GenBank genome assembly
AUGAGGAGGGCGUGUCGGACCACCGGUAUCUUCUUGCACGAAAAAGGAUUGAUCAAUAAUUUCGUGGAAGCGGGAAAAAGGCUAAAUUUACUAUACACUGAAUUCCACGAUUGUCAAGAACUGGGACACAAACAAACCAUGGCUCCCCAAAAGAGAGUAGAUGAGGUUGUAAGUGAAGCAGAGAAAGUGAAAGCUUGGUUGGAGGAGAAGGAAAACCUGCAGAAAAAUACCCCUAUCUAUAGCCCACCAGUUUUCACAUCUGAAGAAGUUUAUGAGAAAGUUCUGGACUUGCAAGAUAAGGUCUCAAGUGUCAAUAGGAUUCCAAAACCAAAACCCAAGGUUGAGAAGAAAACAGCAAAGGAGGAAGAACCUGCUAGCAAGGAGAAAACCACCUCUUCGGAAUCUGCACCCAACGAGGGUGAAUACACCGAAACGUCUCAGGAAUCUAAGAGGAUCAGUCUGCAUCAGCCAACACUAGCGAUUCAGAACCUGAAUCUCAUGACGAGUUGUGAGUACUAG